Molecule: messenger RNA, 2691 nt
Organism: Aspergillus ochraceoroseus IBT 24754
Lineage: Eukaryota; Fungi; Ascomycota; Eurotiomycetes; Eurotiales; Aspergillaceae
Product: putative serine/threonine protein kinase
Exons: 4
Coding region: 1-2691 (896 amino acids)
Biological process (GO): protein phosphorylation
Molecular function (GO): ATP binding; protein kinase activity
Source: RefSeq, a predicted model, not a curated record
AUGGAUCUCCCUCGAACAUCACGUUUCCUGGAUCCCACAUCCGCCGUGGCGGCUCUGACCAAGCACAAGGCAGAGGCCAUUAAACUCGCCCGAGAACAGAGCACCGCAGUGCGAGAAAUGUGCCGCAGAGCAAAAACAGAAACACCACCUUAUGAAUUUGAAGAGCUAAUCGGGAAGGGUGCCUACGGGCGUGUCUACAAGGGCCACCAGCUCCCGUCUCGCAAAGUUGUCGCUAUUAAGGUCAUGGAUAUCGACUCCUUAGAUUACAAGUCUGUGCGGGAUUUCAGGGACGAGUCGAUCAAGGAUUUUAUCCAUGAAACCAAGGUGAUGAAGCAGGUCAAGGAUGCCGGGGCAAAGAAUAUCAACGAGAUCAUCGAGGCGAUAUCGAUCCAUUCGCAGCUGUGGUUGGUUUGUGAGUACUGCCCUGGCGGUAGUGUGAGAACUUUGAUGCGAGCUACGGGCGACCGACUCGACGAGAAAUUUAUCAUCCCCAUAGCACGAGAACUGGCUGCUGGAUUGCGCGCUAUCCAUGAUGCAGGCAUCAUCCACAGAGAUAUCAAAGCCGGGAACAUUCUUAUCCACGAAGAAGGCAGACUGGAAAUUUGUGAUUUUGGUGUCGCCGGAAUUCUUCAAUCUCGCAUGGACAAACGCUCCACGUGGAUCGGCACUCCCCAUUGGAUGCCACCGGAGAUGUUUUCAACUAUUGGUCAGGCACAUCGGUACGGUAGUGAGAUUGAUGUUUGGGCCUACGGAUGUACUCUGUUCGAAUUUGCCACGGGAAACCCCCCGAACUCGAACCUCCGUGAGCGAAUGCAGAUAGGCCGGCAACUCAACCGCAAUACACCCAAACUCGCAGACAGCGAUAAAUACAGCGAAGGCUUACAAAAUUUGGUUGCCUUUGCCCUUGAUUCCGACCCAACUACGCGACCCACGAUGGCGGACAUUCUGUUGCAUCCUUAUAUCGCCGACUCCGAAGAGGAGUAUCCAACGCCGUCCCUCAGCGAGCUCGUGCGGAACUACUACCAAUGGUCACAGCGUGGAGGCCAGCGGAUGUCAUUGUUUCACCCGGGGGGUGCAGCAGCAGCGGAAAUGCCGGGUGCGGAUCCAGACUCUGAUGAGGACUGGAAUUUUAGCACUACGGAUGACUUUGAACGGCGGUUCUCUGUGAUUGACCUGGACCAGAUCGCAGCCUCUCUGGCGGAAAUGGAAGCAGAGAUAAACACGGCCAAAAACCAGCCCCAGCAAGAAAAGCUCAACGAAGAGCUUGGCGAGACAGAAAUGACCGAGGAAGACAAGGCCAACUUUGAUGAACGGGUGCGCCGAGGUGCUGCUGCCAUGGAGGGUCUUUUCGAUGAAGAAAAGCCGAUCUACAAGUACGAAACCAAGAAUGAUUUUGUGCCAAUUGAACCGAAGGCGCCUGUUUCUGAUCUCCCAUUGCGUACGGAGACGGACCGUUCUUCAGUCACAUCCACGUUCAUUGACAUUGACAUUGGCUCCUUCGACUCAUCCCACUAUGCCGCUGGAGCGUCUUCAGCCCAGCCAUUCCAACUUGCCGACGCGGAUACCAUUAGAGCCAACAGGUCCAGCGGCCGUCAGAAUCGCGGUUCUAGCGAGAGCCGGUCCCGAUCCUCCAGCAGCGAAGUGAGCAGUACCGCCGACUCACAAGACCUGACCUACCAGCCGCGCGCAGGUCCACGACCGCCGACGAUGGACUGGAAAUUCCCAACAUUCAUGCAGCCUACUACGGAAGAGUCGGAGUCUGAACAGGAGCCCGAAUCAGGGGUAGAGACUGGGUCUGGAUCCGACUCCGACUCCGAGAAUCCUCUGGGUUUACAGCCACCUGCACAGGAUGCCGUUGGCCGGCGGGCCACAAUGGAAUGGACAUUCCCCGUGAUGACUGCAUCAACAGACACCGACGAUGCUGACCCGGGCGAUCAAAGCAAGCCACAUCACCAUGCACCAGAGAGCCGCCAGAAUACUCUCAGAGCAAGCGAUUCCGAGCUCCACCCCGCGCCUCUUCGCACCAGUGACCACAACACUCUCCAAGUGAACCACAUCGGCGAGCCCGGUGAGUCGCGGCCCUCGACAGCAUCCUCAGACUACGAUCCCUUCCUCUUUGACCUUCCCACCACCACCAUUACCACCACCACCCCCGAUGGCAUGCCUACCCAGCAACAACGUUUCGUUGACUAUGAAUAUCCAGAAUUGCUUACCUCAGUAGGGUAUCCCGAAUAUGAGCAGUCGUCUGUGCUAGAGGGUCCAGGUCCUGACGAAGAGGAUCCCCACCCGGCCUGGCAGAACAACACCGAAAUCGCACGGCCCGUCACUCAGCCCGCGCCCAAUGGGCAUACCGAACCGUUCCCAGCCGCACUCCCCUCGAAGGAGGAACCGCGCCGGUCGUUUCUCACUGCGGACAGCUCUCCCAUGUCGGAACCCUUGCCCACGGCCAGAUAUGACCCGCGGGCCAGUAGCACUGGUGAGGAGCCCAAAAUCCAGUUCCCGGAUCUCCUGCCCCCGCGCCUUGAGGUCCUGAUGGAGGGUGCCGGUGAUGCAGCGGUGACCGCCGAGUUGGAUAGAUUGCUGGGCGACUUCCUCGAUGCGCUCUCGGCCACUGGCGAAGCCCUCUCCCAGACCAAGAUCCGAACCGCGGGUCGGAGCGAUCAGAGCGCGUCACCGGACAAAUUGGAGUGA